CUCACCACAUGACAGAGAAGUACCUCAUCCGCUGACACCAAAAGAACAAUCAAUCAAAUUUGGACUCGUCUUAGUGCAUUGAAAAUUGUGCGCUGGAGAGCGUCGCUUUUUGGGAAAAUUGAAGAGUUCUGAUCUUCUUCCUAAACUGUCACUUCAAUUUCAACUGAUUUCAACCAGACUUUUAAAUAGGCUAUAAACUUCCUAACAAAACCGAGAAUGAAGUCCUUCAGUGUUGCAGUUGCAGUGGUACUUGCAUGUAUGUCCAUCAUUGAAAGCACCACUGUUCCUUUCUCCGAGGUGCUAACGGAGGAGGUUGGAAGCAUUGACAGUCCAGUUGGGGAACAUCAACAGCCGGGCGGCGAGUCCAUGCGUCUGCCGGAGCAUUUCAGGUUCAAGCGUCAGAGCCACCUCUCCCUGUGCCAUUGGUGCUGCAACUGCUGUCACAACAAGGGCUGUGGCUUCUGCUGCAAAUUCUGAGGACCUGCCUGCAAUAAAACCAUCUUAUUAACUUAUUGCCUUUAAUUUCCCCCCUAUUCUUCUACAUUUCCUUUGGACUCUGUGGAGAAGAUGCAAAUCUCAUUGAUGUCUUUCUCACUGCAACCUAAGUCUUGUACAUAAAUGUUUUGUAUCAUGUUCUAUAGCCUAGUGACACAGGAAGAAGACCGCUAAUUGAAAUAAUCAUUUCUAUUAUGUACAUUUAGUACAUUUUUUGGUACAUUUUCUAGUUUGUACAUGUUGCAAUGUUUUCUUUCUGAGAUGUUGUUUUUGUAACUAUGAUAAUGAUUUAUAAAAUCACUUCUUGUGACACUUAAAAAAAAUAAAACACACAUUCUUUGAAUAACAAACGAAUGAUGAAUGUGUUAUAGAUGUGUUUCCUGUGGCCAAAUGUUCGGGCCUGACAGCCAGAGGCUUAUUCAAAUUAGCCACGUAGUAGUUUUUGCCCUGAGGUCUGGGAAUGGAGUCUACAGUGCC
Oncorhynchus gorbuscha (pink salmon) is the source of this 972-nucleotide messenger RNA. Its product is annotated as hepcidin. The record is from RefSeq and is a predicted model, not a curated record. NCBI's taxonomy places the organism in Eukaryota, Metazoa, Chordata, Actinopteri, Salmoniformes, Salmonidae. Gene Ontology annotation, biological process: defense response to bacterium; intracellular iron ion homeostasis. The coding region runs from base 217 to 477 and encodes 86 amino acids. The transcript is spliced from 3 exons. Gene Ontology annotation, cellular component: extracellular region.